CCUUUCGAGCUGUCAAUCUAAGCCAUCAAGUAAAAGUGUACUGUUUAUUUCGAUAAGAAUCGAACAGUUAUAACUUAAAAAAACGAAUAUUUUAAGUUCAAUUAUGGUUAAAAAAUGUACUUAGUCAUUUUUUAAGCAAAGAGAUUAAUAAUAUUUGAGUGAAACUAUCCCUUUGUGUAAUUAAAAUAGCUUUUUACAAGAUAUAUUAAGUUAUAUACUUAAAAAUUAAAAAGUAAUUACUAACUUUAAAAAUGGGAAAUUAUAUUUCGAUCAAUUUAGAAGAUCAUUAUAGAAGAAAUGAAAAAUUUCUUCAAAAUUUAAAUGAAAUUGCAAUGGAAAGGCAAAUUCAAUUGAAGAAUCAAAUGGCUGAGAGACAGAGGGCUAUGGACUUGGCCAAAAGUCGAGAUUUAUGCCUUUGGUACUCAGUAUUUUAUGUAUCUGCUACGGCCGGCUUAUUUACUGGGUUUAGGAGAACAAAAAGGGCGUAUUUCUUAUUUCCUCUCCUGCCACUUACAUUUGUCAAUCUUUAUUAUUGGGAUCUUGCAUAUGGGAAUAAAAUGCAUCGUCUCAGAAUGGAAGCUGAGCACAUAAUGGCACAUGAAUCUGAUUUGUUAGAAGUGCCCUGUGGUCUGCCAACACCGUCCUCUAUCGAUCAACGUCGUUUGGAUCAGGAAGAGAGGAGCAAGAUUCAUCCUCCCCUCCCAUAAAGGAAUUAAUAAAUCACCAUGUACUAUUUGUGCCUUCACUGCUUAAUAGUUUAGAAAGCUGUGGAGAUAUGUCAAUGAGUGCGCUAGUUUGCUUCUUAAAAGUAAUCUCAAAAAUAUCGAAAUUCCUAACCGAAAGUAUUAAUUACUGAAUUCCUAAAUAUUAAAUGUUCAUAGAUCUAACUAUAUUUGGUAUAUUAUUGUAACAUAUACGCUUUAUUAAAACAAUAUUAAUUUUUGUUUUUGUUAAUAGGUUUUAUUAUGGCAUAUAUUUUUUUGAUAUUGUUGUUAUUAUACAAAUAUAUAAUAUAAGUUUUACGAUUUAGACAUCGAAAGUGUACUUUAUAUUCAAUUUACAACAAUUUUUUUUUUACUUUAGUUCUUAUUUAAGUAUAUAUUUUUAGACGCAAGUUGUGAUAUUACUUAACUUAAUUUUUGCAUAGUCGUAAUGUAUAUUAGAUUUUUUAUUAAUAUAUCAAUGAUGUAAUACAACAUAGUUAUGUAAUUGUGAUAUUUCACUUGUUCUUAAUAAAAUAAUUCAUAAGAUUUAUUGAUAAUAAUAACUUGUGAAUUCAACAAAUAAAUAUUAUUAGAUUCUAGUUAUUCAACGUUGAAAUGUCCUGUUUAUUCAAUACAUGUUACUUCAUUAAAGCAUAAAA
Molecule: messenger RNA, 1363 nt
Organism: Vanessa tameamea
Lineage: Eukaryota; Metazoa; Arthropoda; Insecta; Lepidoptera; Nymphalidae
Product: plasminogen receptor (KT)
Exons: 4
Coding region: 252-707 (151 amino acids)
Biological process (GO): positive regulation of plasminogen activation
Cellular component (GO): plasma membrane
Source: RefSeq, a predicted model, not a curated record